AUCCACGAUGAACUGGAACAGCUCCUGCGGGUGCUCCCACCGCACAUACAGGCUAGCCUUCAACAGCAGGAAAACCUGAACGAGUUGCUGGAGGUUGUACUGGACUUGGGGCGCACACCGGAAGCCAGGUUCUCCGCUGGGGACGUCCUGCUGGCAGAAGAACCAGUCAGCCGGGAGGACCUGGAUCAUAUCGUGACCAGCAUCGGCGAGUUCGGCGGCGAUAACCGCGCCGGCAUGGAGCGCACGCUGCACCGCAUCUCCGCCAUUCGCAACCGCCACGGCAGUGUCGUGGGCAUAACGUGUCGGGUGGGCCGGGCGGUGUUCGGCACCAUCAGGAUCAUCGAAGACCUGGCAUACAGCGGGAAGAAUAUCCUGCUGUUGGGCCGGCCCGGCGUCGGCAAAACCACGAUGUUGCGUGAGGUGGCCCGCGUUCUGGCCGACGAAGCCCGCAAACGCGUCAUCAUAGUGGACACGUCUAAUGAAAUAGCCGGCGACGGAGACAUCCCGCACCCCGCCAUCGGGCACGCCAGGCGGAUGCAGGUUCCGACGCCCACCGAGCAGCACGACGUGAUGAUCGAAGCGGUGGAAAAUCAUAUGCCCCAAGUCAUCAUCAUCGAUGAAAUGGGUACCACGCAGGAAGCCGCCGCCGCCCGCACCAUUGCCGAGCGUGGCGUCCAACUCGUCGCCACCGCCCACGGCAACACGCUGGACAACCUCAUCAUGAAUCCUACGCUGUCUGACCUGGUUGGCGGUGUGCAGACCGUAACGCUGGGCGACCAGGAGGCACGUUUCCGGGGCACGCAGAAAACCGUCCUGGAGCGGAAGGCGCCGCCCACUUUCGACGUGGUGGUAGAAAUCCAGGACUGGGACGAAGUAGCCGUCCAUGAAGACGUUGCCCAGGUGGUUGACCAAUGGUUGCGCGGUUACCAGGUGGCUCCCGAAGUGCGCCACAUGGACGAAGAUGGGUCCAUGACCCGAACCUCGCCACCGCGCCAAAGCGAGUCGGGACCGGCCCCCUGGUCGGCCAAUGAGAUUCAGGGUCGUCGCAGUAACACCAAAAAUCGCCGCAACGGCAGCCAGCUUCCCUACGACCAAUACCCGCCGGAAGAAUUCCGGGAUGAACCCGAUGCCAGCGGCGGAGCCGGCCCGCGCCUGGAUUCCCGCAUCUUCCUGUUCGGCGUCAGUCGCGACAAGCUAGAAGCAACGUUGGCCGAACGUGGCAUAACAGCUGAAAUCGUCAGCGAACUGCGCCGCGCCAACGUGCUCUUGACCACCAAGAACCACUACCGCCGGGGCAGCCAACUGGUGCGGGUUGCCGAAAACAACAGCAUCCCAGUCUACGUCUUGCGCAAGAAUACCGCUCCCCAGAUCGGCGAGUUCCUGACCUCGCUGGCGCGCGACCAGGGUAUUGAGUUGGCACCCUCCAGCCGCCGUUUUGGCGAUGACCGGGAUGAACCGAACGAGUCAACCGUGGCGGAGGCCAAGGCGGAAGCCGAAGAAGCCGCACACCGCGUGCUGUCCGGCGAAUUCUCGGUGCAACUGGAACCUCAGCGGCCUUACAUACGGCGUUUGCAGCAUCUGUUGGCCGAGCAGUUCAAGCUGGCGUCCACCAGCCGCGGUCGCGACCCACAGCGCGGCGUCCUGAUUUACCGGCCGUAA
Geodia barretti is the source of this 1659-nucleotide messenger RNA. The record is from the annotation of a GenBank genome assembly. NCBI's taxonomy places the organism in Eukaryota, Metazoa, Porifera, Demospongiae, Tetractinellida, Geodiidae.